Molecule: messenger RNA, 2637 nt
Organism: Alosa alosa (allis shad)
Lineage: Eukaryota; Metazoa; Chordata; Actinopteri; Clupeiformes; Clupeidae
Gene: pamr1a
Product: peptidase domain containing associated with muscle regeneration 1a
Exons: 12
Coding region: 146-2620 (824 amino acids)
Biological process (GO): proteolysis
Molecular function (GO): serine-type endopeptidase activity
Source: RefSeq, a predicted model, not a curated record
GUUAGGGAAGGAGGCAGAGCAAGAAGGAAGAACUGUCACUGCGUGUGUUUGUGUGCAUAGAUGACAGGAGAGGAGAGAACGAAAACGGUAGAGAGUGAGGGGGGCAUAGUUUUAUAGACUUCUCGCCUUCCAAAGUUCCAGGAGUAUGCAUUCUUUGGUCAGACCAAAAAUUAGGGCACAGUUGAAUCUAAAUCGAAGCCAAAACCCAUUUUGGCCCCUUUUUGCUCUCCAUGCUAUGCUGCUUUGUGUCUGUACAACGGCUUGGCCACAUGUUUCCAGGCCCCAGGAUGACAAGUGUCCCAGCGCUGAGUGGAACGCCAUGUGUCGCUCGUGCUGUGAGUACGACCAAAUCCGUUGCAAGUGUCCGUCACAGAGCACACAGGUGGGCUACGCUGUACCCUGUUGCCGCAACGAGCUGGACGAGUGUGAUCCCUGCAUUAUACACCAAGGGUGCAGCAUUUUUGAGAACUGUAAGACGUGCAACAAUGGGACAUGGCAGGCCCAGGAUGAUUUCUAUAUCAGAGAGCAGUACUGCACAGAGUGCCGUCAGGGCUGGUCUGGAGGAGACUGCAUGAAAUGUGGAGGUGUUAUCAGAAGGCGUCAAGGUCAUGUGACUCUAGAAAGUUAUCCCAUAAAUGCCAAAUGUGAGUGGACCAUAUAUGUUAACAGAGGAAUGACGGUGGACCUCAGGUUCUCAAUGCUCAGCCUGGAGUUUGAUCACAGUUGUCUGUAUGACUAUGUCGAGGUGAGGGAUGGUGACCGCAUGGACUCGCCUAUUAUUGGUCGAUACUGUGGCAGUGAAAGUCCUCCACCAAUCAUAAGCUCAGGGUAUUCCUUGCACAUUCGUUUUGUGUCCGAUGGAUAUAACAACUUUGAUGGCUUCUUUGCUACUUUCCAGGAGGCCUCUGCAUGCAGUUCCUCUCCCUGUCUGCACGGGGGCACUUGCAACUUGGACCCUGUUCAGUCCUUCCGCUGUGCGUGCCCAGCUGACUACACAGGUCAUCAGUGCGAGACCUCUGUUCCACUGAAGAAAGCCUGUGGCGUGCCUCCAACGCCCCUGGAUGGGGAUUUCACUUUGCUGUACGAAGCAUCUGGAAAUGCUCUCAGCAUGGUUCAGUACUCGUGCCACAAAUCUUACCGACUACAUGGCACGACACAGAGGAGCUGCUUGUCAAAUGGCACAUGGAGUGGAGCAUCGCCCAUGUGUGUCAAAGAUUCCAACAAGAAUAAUUGCCCUUCAUUACCUAAGCUUCAACAUGGGUAUUAUAAGACGACUGCUCGAAAGACAUCACACACGGUGGAUUUUCACUGCAAGAACUCCUAUGUGCUGAGUGGAAAUUCACGAAGAAGCUGCCUUGCUGAUGGAACUUGGAGUGGCAAGCAGCCACAAUGUGUGAAAGCUUGUCGAGAGCCGAAGGUGUCAAAGCUUGUGAAACAGAGGAUUCACCCACCUCAUGUUGCUCUGAGGAGAAAUACCACACUCCACGGGCUGCACUCUCUGACCAACCUGAGAAUACCAGGAACAGCCACCCUGAGUGAGGAGGUGACCCCUAUCGAGCCACUUCCUGCUGGGUUUCACCCUCAGUAUACCCAGAUCGAGUAUGAGUGUGCCUCCCCUCUCUACCAGCACUUUGGCAGUGCCCAGCGCACCUGUCUCAAGACAGGGAAGUGGAGUGGGCAGCAUGUCUCCUGUUCACCAGUGUGUGGAAAACUCAGAUCGGUCAGUCCCCAGACGCUGGCAGACACACAGUGGCCUUGGCACGCAGCCAUCUACCACCACAUCUCUGGAGCUAGCGCGGGGAGGACAGAGAGCGAGGAAGCCAGAUUUGGUGGGGGGAGAAUCGGGGACAACCGAGGCGAGCGUUGGCGGUUAACAUGCAGCGGGACUUUGGUGAACCAAUACAGUGUGGUGGUGGCAGCACAUUGCGUGACAGAGCCGGGCAGUGCCCAACAUGUUCGCCCGGCUGAUAUUAAGGUUGUGAUGGGCAAGCGCAAUUUAAGAGUACAUAUGAACACAGAGACAUCCGACUUCUUGCGGGUUGCUGCCAUCUUGAUUCACCCAAAUUACAACUUAACUGGGCCAGACUCUGAUCUGGCCAUACUGAAGCUGCUGGACAAGGCCAGAAUCAGCGAGCAUGUAAUGCCUGUGUGCCUACCGCAACUGCAAGGAGGAGAGGUUACUGCCCAGCAGGGGUAUGCCAUUGACUGGCCCUUGCCUGAAAACAGUGCCCAGGACGACACAGCAGUUUCAGCUCACACUGGGCUGAUUGAGCUGAGGGAUGUUUUGCAGUGUGAGAGACAGUACAGACUUAAUGGGCUUCCUGUGGCCCUCACCGACAACAUGCUGUGUGGCCGCCAGCAUCCCCACAGCCCCACACCGGUCUGCUAUUCUGCCACUGGUGGAGUGGUCAUGGUUCAGUCCCCUCCUUCUCCUCGCAGCCCCCACCUGUCACCCCUCUCAGGCGACGACAGACAUGAUAGCGAUAGCGACCAAGGAGUCUGGGAGCUAGUCGGCCUGGUGAGCUUUGGGUACGAGCAACGCAAGUGCAGCCCAGAACUUUACAUAAUCUACACGCGUGUGAAUAACUUAAAAGACUGGAUCGAGAAGAGCAUAAAGUAAAGUCCCCUGCUGAACCA